Molecule: messenger RNA, 586 nt
Organism: Apis florea (little honeybee)
Lineage: Eukaryota; Metazoa; Arthropoda; Insecta; Hymenoptera; Apidae
Product: Regulator of cullins 2
Molecular function (GO): zinc ion binding
Source: RefSeq, a predicted model, not a curated record
UACGUUAUUGAAUUCCUACAUGAAAAAAGGAAUUGAACUUCUUCAUAUUCAAUGUACUGAUUUAAAAGUCAAUAUAAUGUUAACAGUAUCAUUAAUUUCAUCUAAACGUGUGUGAUCAAGUUAAUUAAAAAUAAAGUGUAAAUAAACAACAAAAUUCUUUGAAAUAUUUUAAGAGAAUACGGAUAUUUGAAUCGCUUUGAUAACUCUACAUUGUCGUUUUUAACCUAAAUCGAGAUGGCUGAAUCAGAACAAGAUUUCGGAGAUCGUGGAGAUAAUGACAAUUUAAAAACUGAUAAAUUAUUUAUCUUAAAAAAAUGGAAUGCUGUAGCUAUGUGGAGUUGGGAUGUGGAAUGUGAUACUUGUGCAAUUUGUCGAGUUCAAGUAAUGGAUGCGUGUCUUCGAUGUCAAGCGGAAAGCAAAAAAGAUGAUAGCCGACAGGACUGUGUCGUCGUCUGGGGAGAAUGCAAUCAUUCAUUUCAUUAUUGUUGCAUGUCACUUUGGGUGCAACAGAAUAAUCGUUGUCCAUUAUGCCAGCAAGAAUGGUCCAUUCAACGAAUGGGAAAAUAACUAAAUCAAUCAAGCGAAA